Messenger RNA from Pungitius pungitius (ninespine stickleback), 660 nucleotides. Its product is annotated as Golgi-associated plant pathogenesis-related protein 1. The transcript is spliced from 6 exons. The coding region runs from base 52 to 501 and encodes 149 amino acids. Gene Ontology annotation, cellular component: extracellular region. The record is from RefSeq and is a predicted model, not a curated record. NCBI's taxonomy places the organism in Eukaryota, Metazoa, Chordata, Actinopteri, Perciformes, Gasterosteidae.
GUGCAGGACAUCCCUCCAGAAGGUGAGCCAGCGGUCAUAACCUCAGACAAAAUGGCAGAUGCAAGCUUUCAGAAGGAAUUCCUGGAAACCCACAACGCCUACAGAGCGAAGCACAACACGGCAAAGAUGACUCUCAACAAAGAGCUGACGACGUCUGCUCAGAAAUGGGCAGAUCACCUGCUGAAUAUCGCCAUGAUGAAGCACAGCGACACUAAGGACGGAGAGAACAUCUUCAGCAUGUCCAGCUCAGCACCCAUUAAACUGACAGGGAAAGAAGCUGUUAAUUUGUGGUACAGUGAGAUUAAGGAUUACAAGUGGAGCAGCCCUGGAUUCCAGGGUGGUACUGGUCAUUUUACUCAGGUGGUGUGGAAAGACAGCACUGAACUGGGUGUUGGUUUGGCCACCAACGGAAAGCAGGUCUUCGUGGUCGGGCAAUACCGGCCAGCUGGCAACAUGAACAUGCCGGGAUGCUUUGAGAAAAACGUCCGCCCGCUAGCUUAAAAGAUGUGCACUUUGGCUGGCAGUGAGGUCAGUGGAGCAGGAAACGCCUCGGGUGAGGAAGGUGGAGUGAGCACAAAGACAACUUGCACGCUCCUGUUGAUCAACAUGACCAUCCCCGGAGUGCCCAAAAGCACUGUUGCUAAAAGUUCCAUGUUACAA